Molecule: messenger RNA, 1025 nt
Organism: Pelagomonas calceolata
Lineage: Eukaryota; Pelagophyceae; Pelagomonadales; Pelagomonadaceae
Source: the annotation of a GenBank genome assembly
GUCCAGUCCACCCAGCUCGAUCUAGCGCCUUGAUUAGCAGCUAAACGUUUUAGUACAGCGAUCGUAUUGCAUCGCGGCCCCAUAACGCGCGCAUACCCGCAGCAGUGAGCCGCACCGCUCGGUAUAUUACGAGCACACAACACAGCGACAGUGAGUGGAUCCCAGCGCCCGCGCGAGGCGAGGCGCCACCGAUAACCGCACCAUGCGCGCGUCGCUGGCCGCGCUGCGGCGCCGGCUCCCCGAGCGCAGACAGCUCUGGUCCGGCGCGUUAACGAUGUUUUAUACCGGCACACGGCCCGUCAUGGUCUUCACAGCCGGCGCGCCGGGCGCGGGCAAGACCUACACCUUGCAUCGCCUGUUCGGCCUCGAAAAUGUUGAAAUGUUAGAUGCUGUUGAUAUGCUCGACCUGGACAGCGCGAUGAAGCGCCAUCCGGAGUACAGCGAGGAGCGGCCGGCGGAGCUCUACGGUAAAAUCGACGCCUACAACUGGGCCAACGAGCGGGUCGAGAGGCGGUUCCAGAAGAUGCUGCGGCAGCCUCGCAAGGAGGACGGCCGGGGGAGAUUUGUUUGUUUCGACGGCACGGGCACUCGCGUGAAGCGACAAAUCCGUCGCAUGCGGGAAGCGCGCGAGGCGGGGUUUGAUGUGGUGCAACUCUACGUGGAAGUGUCCCUAGAAACGGCCUUGCGACGGAACCAACAACGAGACCGAACGGUGCCGGAAGAAGUGCUGAAGGAGUAUCUCGAUCGACUCGAUUCUGCCGUAGAAGCCACGGUCCAGCACCCCGACGGCUUAGUAGAUGCUGCUAUCGCGAUGAACAACGACCUGGAUGAUGAUUUCAAUACUGAUUCUACGCGUUUUGGGCGACACGCCGAGUGGAUCGCCUCCACGUCGCAGAAGCACGAGGCGCUCUUCGGCCGCGGCUGGCGGCACACGUUCGCGGGGCCGGAGGAUCCCGGGCCGCCGCCACCGCUGGAGGAGGACGAAGAGGACUUCCGGGGGAGAACGUAAUCGUGGGCUUGUGUUU